Molecule: messenger RNA, 782 nt
Organism: Capsicum annuum
Lineage: Eukaryota; Viridiplantae; Streptophyta; Magnoliopsida; Solanales; Solanaceae
Product: receptor-like protein 14
Molecular function (GO): protein binding
Source: RefSeq, a predicted model, not a curated record
UGUACCGAACUGCUGUAAGAAAAAGUCAAAUCAACAUUUGUAUAUAUAGACAGAGGACAAGUUAGCUUUAAAAGAGAUGAGAAAAACCAUGAGAGAAUUCUUAUCAAUGGUGUUUAUUUUCUUCUUUGCAAAUAAAUUUUGGUUGUGUUCUAGUUGUUUGAAAGAAGAAAGAAUAGCACUUUUGAACCUCAAAGAAAACAUAAAUUACACAAAUGGUACAUAUUUUUCAUCAUGGGUGGAUAAUGAAAACUCAAAUUGUUGUGCAUGGGAAGGAAUUGUUUGCAGCAACACUAGCAAAAGAGUCAUUAAAUUGUCAAUUUCAGUGAAAUCACUUGUUAAAAAAAAUGAAUUUGGAAUUUACAAUUCAAAUACUGAUAAUUGGAGAAAUUGGCAAUUUAAUGCAUCUUUGUUUCUUCCUUUCAAAAAUCUGGAAGUUCUUCGUCUUCGUGGACAUUCAUUGGCCAAUUGGACUCCUAAUAAAGGUUUUGAUAAGCUGAAACAACUACCAAACCUCGAAAGUCUUGAUUUGUCUGGAAACAACUUUAAUCGCAGCAUAUUCCUAUCUCUUAGUCGACUUACAUCUCUCAAGUCAUUGAAUCUCGGAUCUAACAACCUUCGAUCAGGUAUUGGAAGAUUGUCGGGGUUACACAAUCUGGAAAUAUUAGAUUUAAGCGUUAACUUUUUGAACGAUGAAAGUGUUCAUUCUGUUCUAGAGCUAAAUACAUCUGGUACAACGUUGAAAAAGCUCGAUAUAAGGAACAACAGAUUUCAAAGCUUUAUUC